GGACUGCUCAUAAACAGACACACACACACGUCUAAGCCAUGGACCUCAUAGAUCCUAUCGUGACCAUUGCAGAGAAGCUUUAUUCGCUGUGUAGCGAAGUGAAGGCUAACAAACAACGGUGUCAACGCUUAGCAAGCCGCGUAUCUGGUCUGGUGGAACUAGUACAGACCAUGAAACAGCAGGGUUUGGGUAACCAGCCGAAGAUUGUAGAGAGAGGCCUACGGGAGCUCAAACUCACCUUGGAAUCGGCCCAGGAAGUGGUGAAAAAAUACAUUUCCACCGGUUUCCUGAAACUUAUCUGUAAAGCGUUCGAGUUUGGCGAGGAGUUCUCUAGCUUGAACGAGAGGCUGAACGACGCUGAGCAGCUGCUAUCGCUCGCGCUGCAGGCGCAUCAGAGGAAAAGAAUCGAAGACUUGUUCGAAGAGUCGAGGAGAAGGAGAGAAGAUGAGGAGGACAAACAGAGGGAUUGUCAAGAGCUAGAGAAAUUGCUCCGGACGUUGACAGAGGAGACCAAGGAAGGCAUUUCAGAUGUGAAAGAUACAGUGGACCAAACCCAGAGAGAUGUGCAAGAAAUUAAAGUCAUGUUGGAAACACUGAAAAGACCAAGCAUUCAUCAGGAGACCAUCAGGGAGAUCCGCCCAGAGGAACUGACCUAUGACGUGCCCAUAAAGCCUAUCAUGAAAUCUAACGACUCAGAGGUUUUUGAAGGAGAGUACAAUAAGUUCACUGUGGCGAUCAAAAGAUAUACAUAUCCACUAAACACCAACCCAAGUGAAGUGCGAAAAAUCUUCAGUAAGGAGGUGGAGACCAUGAGGCGCUUUGAGUCACCCAACAUUUUGAGAAUGUUUGGGAUCUGUGUCCAGAACGAGAAUGGGCCAAACCCAGAAUACCUGAUUGUUAUGGAGUUCUGUGAGAAGGGCAGUUUGAGACAGGUGCUGGAUAGCAACUGCAGGUUGACCUGGGCCAUAAAAGCUCAAAUGUGCCUGGAUGCUGCACAAGGGAUAUACAGGUUACAUCAGUCCGAACAGAAGUUUAAAGUGCAUGGUUGCAUUAACAGCUCCAAGUUCCUGGUGGCGGCUGGUUACAGAGUAAAGCUGGGAGGCUUUGAGCUGGCUAAAACAGAGACUUCCCUGAGGAGGACUAAAAGUGGAAGGAGUUCCAUUUACUACAGCUCUCCACAGCAGCUUCAGAGUAUCCACUACUCCUAUGACAAGCCAUGUGAGAUAUACAGUUUUGGCAUUGUCUUGUGGGAGAUUGCAACUAGAGAAAAUCCAUUUGAAGGUUGUUCUCGUGAUGAUGUCUACCGCAAGGUGUACACAGAGCAAAUCAUAGAGCCACUGCCUCAAGACUGUCCGCAACAAUUAGCAGAGCUUAUUAAUGCAUGCCGCUCCUUUGAGCCCUUCCACAGGCCAACAGCUGGAGUUUUAGUCGACAAACUACGCAAAGUGGCAGAGCAGAUUAAGGAGGACUAAUCCAUGGAAAAAUGUGUUUCCUCUGAGAAGUCUUAAGGAAUCAGGGAUGUACAGCUGGGAAAACGCUGAUCAUGAAGUACACACA
Molecule: messenger RNA, 1557 nt
Organism: Chanos chanos (milkfish)
Lineage: Eukaryota; Metazoa; Chordata; Actinopteri; Gonorynchiformes; Chanidae
Product: mixed lineage kinase domain-like protein
Exons: 11
Coding region: 39-1472 (477 amino acids)
Biological process (GO): protein phosphorylation; necroptotic signaling pathway; cell surface receptor signaling pathway
Molecular function (GO): protein kinase activity; ATP binding
Source: RefSeq, a predicted model, not a curated record